CCCCACCGCCGGGAAAGCAAACACGCUCCUGAAGCUGCAGAGGAGGAGAAGUGAGAUCGAUGAGAGUGAGUGUCUGCAGAAAGCUGUCAGCCGUCUGUCGACUCACUCCUGCUGCUUCUUCUUCUUCUUCUGCUUCUUCCUCUUCCUCUUCUUCUUUUUCUCGGGAUCUGUGAGUUCGCUCACUUUGUCGCUGAUCUUUUUUUUUCUUUUUCUUUUUUCUUUUUGCCGGGACACUUGUGAAGAAAAGUGUGCGCAGUCCUCCGGGGCAUGGAGAGACAACCGCGCUGACGGACACUCGGAUUUUCUUUGAAUUGUUUUUUUGUUUUUUUGUGUUUUUUCCCCUGCAUCUUCGCCUUUCUUGAAUGAUGGACAGUUGACGGCUCGAAAGGAACCUGACUAACAGCAGCGUGAAGGGAUAAAGAGGAUAAAGCUCCCUCCACAGAGCCAGGGCUUUUUGAUCACCUGUUUCAGUUCCGUCCUGUCUGCUGCAGAUAAAAGUUUCUUCGUCGCUUCUUCCUUCUCCUCGAGCUCAGCUGACCUGGGGAAGUGUCAUGGCUGCGUAUGGACAGACUCAGUACAGCCCUGCGCUCCAGGCCGCGGGGCCGUACACGCCUUACACUCACCAUACGCAGGGCUACAGCAUGCCGUCCUACAACAUUAAAACAGAAGACGGCCUGAGUCACUCUCCGGGACAGACGGGACUCCUCGGCUACUCGAACUUCAGCGGCACUCCUCCCAGCCAGAGUCUCUACGGCUACUCUCACACACACGGUGGUGGUAUUUCAUCUGGAAUUUUCCAAGGCACCCAUGCGAUCUCCAGUUCGACCCCGUUCAACCCUACACAACAAGAGUUUUCAGCGUACUCAAGCUACAGUCCGAGUCAGUACUCUCCGUAUUAUAACUCACAUCACUAUAACAGCCCGUACCUAACCGGCAGCAACAUCAGUCCUGCUGCCAUCACGGCUCCGUUAGCCUAUCAGCAUCCGGAACACCCCGUCAUGCUGCCCAAUCACAGCCCAGAGUCACACACAGGAGAGUACCACCCACCACCCAGCCCCCCCACGCCAGGUAAAGAAGAGGGGGUCCCAGCACGAAGGGGGUCAGAUGGGAAGCCGAGGGGGAGGAAAAGAGUCAGUGACCCUGCUCCACCUCUGGACUCUGAUAUAGAGCGGGUGUUUAUCUGGGACCUGGAUGAAACCAUCAUCAUUUUCCAUUCGCUCCUCACGGGAACCUUCUCCUCGCGAUUUGGCAAGGACUCCUCGAAGGCCGUGUCUCUCGGCCUGUGGAUGGAAGAGAUGAUCUUCAACCUGGCCGACUCGAGACUCUUCUUCAACGACCUGGAGGAAUGUGACCAGGUUCAUAUUGAUGACGUGGCAUCAGAUGACAACGGCCAGGACCUGAGCACUUACAACUUCGGGACGGACGGCUUCCAGAGCCCAGCGGGGGCCAGCUCGCUGUGCCUCGGGUCAGGGGUCCACGGAGGGGUGGACUGGAUGAGGAAGCUGGCUUUCCGAUACCGCAGAGUCAAGGAGAUCUACAAUACCUACAAGAAUAAUGUCGGGGGUCUGCUGGGCAGCCCCAAGCGAGAGGAGUGGUUACAGCUGAGGAGAGAGAUGGAGGUCCUGACUGACCUGUGGCUGACCCAGGCACUCAAAGCCUUGGCCCUCAUUAACUCCAGGCCAAACUGUGUGAAUGUGUUGGUGACCACCACCCAGCUCAUCCCCGCCCUCUCCAAGGUGUUACUGUACGGUCUGGGCUCGGCGUUCCCCAUAGAGAACAUAUACAGUGCCACCAAGACAGGCAAAGAGAGCUGCUUCGAGCGUGUGUCUCAGAGGUUUGGUCGGAGAGCAGUGUACGUGGUGAUCGGAGACGGAGCGGAAGAAGAAGCUGUGGCCAAGAAGAAGAACAUGCCGUUCUGGAGGGUGUCCUGUCGGGCCGAUCUGGAGGCCCUGAGCCAUGCACUGGAGCUGGACUACCUCUAGAGGGCGCCAGCUGACACGCUCCUGCUCUUCCAUCCCAAAUCAUGAGAAGCUCCUGAACUCCUGAGUGCAGCUAGUCGGUGAAGGCGCACCCUAGAGACUGAUUCAGAGUCAGCAAUGCUCUUUCAAGGUUUGGCGACAAGACACUUGAUCCCUAAAGAGCACCCAGGCAGACAUUUUCACACCAAAGCCAAAGGAACAGUGAGGAUUUCGAAGCGAGGCUGCAGUAUAUCGAUGACACAUGAAGCCAAAAGUGCCGGACCAAAAAAAAAAAAAAAA
Molecule: messenger RNA, 2258 nt
Organism: Acanthopagrus latus (yellowfin seabream)
Lineage: Eukaryota; Metazoa; Chordata; Actinopteri; Spariformes; Sparidae
Gene: eya2
Product: EYA transcriptional coactivator and phosphatase 2
Exons: 16
Coding region: 552-1982 (476 amino acids)
Biological process (GO): positive regulation of DNA repair; cell differentiation; negative regulation of extrinsic apoptotic signaling pathway in absence of ligand
Cellular component (GO): nucleus
Molecular function (GO): protein tyrosine phosphatase activity
Source: RefSeq, a predicted model, not a curated record